GUGCUGACGGUCAAAAGUUCAACAUCCGUAAGGUCAGGUGACGUCUGUGAGAGACUGUGUCCAGGUUGUGUACGGUGGGGCAGACCCUAGGUGGCACCGAGACAGUGUCAACAGCAGUGAGCUUUAGACUUUGCACUGCUUUUAUUUGUGGAAAGUGGGAGGAGCCGCAGGCAGGGCUGUUUCGUGCAUUUGUUGCAUUUGCAGCACACUCAGAUUAGUGGAAACACUGGCCGGGGAGGACACAAUGCCAGGACAAUAGGCAACUGAACAGGUUUUAACAUCUCACUUAUAUUGACCUAUUUGUAAGAAAUGGUAAUGUUUAUUGGAGAAGUGUGUAUAUUAUGGUGGCAGAAAUGGUUAGGUUAUUAUAGUGCAGGGAAGCAUGUCUGAGAACUACUAAGUGUAAUACCAGGUUGCAGGGACAGGACUUUAACAUGGGGUGCAACUGUUCAAGUCUACAAGGCAGUGGGAACUGCCCUCAUUUUCCUGACCAGCAGAACGGGACAUGGCUGCCUGCGAAUGAUAACUCCAGGAAACAGUGGGGCCUGUCACCCUCCUCACAGAGCAGCGCAUCGCAGGUGCAGAAAGGAACGCAGCUGAAAACUUUGACAAGCUUAGUCAGAGGUGGGCAGAAAAAUGCUAUGAUGCCAGAUGAACCAGUCAGCAUUAAAGACAUGUUGGUCAUGAGAGAUGAAGUUACCUCGUCAACACCAGAUGACCAGGAGCAGUACCAGCAUCUCAAGAGUCUGUUACGUGGGGCAGGGCAGCCCAUGGUCAACAGCCUAUACAGCUGUAACAUACACCAUGAAGAAGUCCAGGAAUGCAGCACAGAGUCACUUGUAGCUGACAGCGAGGCUGCCACAGAAAAAGAAUGGUUAGAAAAAUGGCAGAAUGAAAACCAUCAGAAAACAACAUUGGAGAAAAAUUCCACAACUUGGGACGGGGUUGAAUAUGUCACCAAUGACCAUUUUUUUAGUGGCAUAUCUAAUGAUCUCUGGCCAGGUGAACCUGAGCCCCAGGCUGCCCAGUGCACCAUGAACAGGCUCACGUCUCCUGUGACUGUGCAUAGUGAUGAGAGCACCUGUCAGAGCAGUCCCAGGAGUGAUCCAGACUUCUGGCAGCCCAGCCUGGCAGGGUCAAGUCUGGAGGAGCAGAAUGUGCUGAACAUGAGCCUGGAUGGACUCCUGCGGAAAGUGCUUCAGGACAAUGUGGCAGAGAAUGCAAGCCUUCCUGAGCUGUCUGAUGGGCUGGACUCCCUAAUGGACCUGGGUGGAAUUGACACAGAUAUUGACUGCGAGGGCUUUCUCAGUGCCUUGAAAUGGUACAAUGAACAGUCUGGCAUUGUCUCCACACACCUGGAGGCCACUGACAUGCUGGAAGACCAAGCAAUACAGGUGCCUUGUUGUUCACAGGAAACCCUUGAUGCUGAAAAUGAAGCAGGACUACUGGCUAUCCUUAAUGAGUCGUUUGACAGCAUGGACUCCCCCCUGGGGAUCGUUGGGCUGGACCAGCUGGGGCAGAGUGAUGGGGAGCUGUCCUCCCCUGACAGCACCACAGGACCCAGGAGGGACGACAGGGAGACUUCACUGCUUAAAAAACUACUGCUGACGCCUCCUAACACACCCAUGGGAUACAGCAGGGAGCCUAUCAAGCUGGAAGAUGUAUUGCUUCACAGGAAAAACCAGCUGGCCAAGUUGGCGUCCAGUUCGAAGACGGAAACUGCCUUCCCGUUCAACACCCCCGCCAACAGCCUGAGUCCCCGGACCAACGACUCGGCCUCGGACUCUACCCCCAGCUCCCCAUGUAAGCAUUCCGACGGUGUCAGUACCGGUGUACAUGAGCAUGAGAAUGGCCACAAACACCCAGAGCUGGAGAAGCUCUUGUUGAGUGGUGAGGCCGUGCUGGAGGCCCCCCUGCCUCGCCGCCGCCGAGCAUCCGGCCAUGAAAUAGGUAUCGAGGCCACGGACGUCACCAAUCUGCUCGAACAGUUCGAAGAGAAAGCAGAAGGUCCACCAAAGAAAGCCAACGGAAGGAUGCCAUACCUCAGACCUAACCUACAAGCAAGUUCAAAACUGGCUGCUCUUGUGACUGCCAAUGGGAUGUCCCUGGACAAAUCUAGGAGAACAACCGACCGACUGAGGGCUCUAAUCAGCAGUACAAGGAAGGGGGCCAUUCUUACUGACCCGCUACCUAAAAAGUCUAGGAAUUACCAGUCUUCCAGCAAGUCUUCCAAGGGGAAGAAUGUAGACCAUCUCAAGAACCCAAAAUCUCCCAAGUCUGUCAAGUCCAAGGGCAAGAAGGUCGUUAGUAAGAGAAGGAGGACUUCGUGUGACUCUCAGAAGAGCCGCAGCGAUGACUCCGGGACGGACAGCCGGUCCAGUGACAGCCUCCCGCAGUUGUCUGUGUCCAGCGACUUGAAAAAUGGCGACAGCGCCCUUUUCUUGGAUCACGACUACUGUCACUCCUACCUGGUCCAACAGGUGCAGGGAGACACCAGGUGUCGGUGUAGGAACCGCUCACAACCCCAGGAGUCCGGUCACAAGCCUGACACCACGGGAGACGCCAACACGGGGCCUGAAGGCCAGUCUUUGUUGCAAGACAUGUGUGUCCCCAUCGCAGAGUGUACACCAGAGAAAAACACUGAAGGAGAAGACCUUCCAUCCCUCCAAGGAUUGCUGGAGAAAGUCAAGGAAGAGAAUUCUGAUACCCAGUCGACAGUAGACCAGGAAGCUAAUGUAUCAGAAACAACAUCCCAAGUGGACAAAGACACCAAGCAAUCUGUAGAUGCAGUAGAGCCUGAUGCUGAAAAAACUCAGGAAGAGCUAGAAGCAGAAAUGGAGGAAGGAGAGCUCCCAGAGUCAGACGAGGAGCCUGGCUUCUUCUCCAAACUCCCACCUUACAUCAGCAGCGGUAAGAUCAUGCCCACUCCCACAGCCAGUCGGGAGAACUCUCGACCUUCCUCCCCUGUGGAGGCACAGCCGGCAGCUACAGCCUCAAACGAGCAGGAAAAGGAAGAGGACGGCAGCUUUAUCUCUCGACUACCAGGCUACAUGGAAAGUGGCAAAGUGUUCAUUCCUCCCGAGGCAAACAAAGAAAACUCUAAAGCAGACAGCCUGGCCCACGAGUCAGACAUGGACAUCAGUGAGGAGGAGGAGGAGGAUGCAGAGCACUACUCACGUCUUCCAGAGUAUUAUCAACCUACAGCUGGGAAAAGUAGGACUUGUUCUCCGUCUUCAGAUCGCGAGGACGGCAGGAGACGGAAAAGUUCCACAGACAGAAGGAGAAGCUGUAGGACUAAGGAUGUCUUGAAGGAGAAUUCAAAGCAUCGGUCCAGGUCCCACUCUCGGUCCCGCUCUCGAUCACAUUCUUACUCUAGGUCACAUUCUAGAUCUCAUUCCAGAUCGUCUAGGAGAUCAAGGACUCGGUCCUGCUCAAGGUCGCGCUCUCGUUCAAGGUCACCGUACUGGUCACGUUCGCACCCCAGACAUUCCAGCCGACUGCGGCGUAGCAAGCGGUCCUCACACGACGAACGUGAAUACCUGCGACAGGAGCAGCUCCGGAAACAACGGGAGCAGGAGAUGAAACUGGAAGAGAAGAAGAAGAAAAUUGAGGAGAGACGUGUGGUGUACGUUGGGAAGAUCCGUGUCGGAACCACGAAAGGGGACCUUCGUCGGCGUUUCCAAAGGUUUGGGCCCAUCGAAGAAGUCAGUGUUCACUUCAGGGAUGCAGGGGACAACUAUGGCUUUGUUACCUUCAAGUACACCUGUGACGCGUUUGCUGCAAUAGAAGAGGGAAAUCAGGAUCUUGGUCCUCGUGAGGCUGUGUACGACCUGUGCUUCGGAGGCCGAAGGCAGUUCUGCCAAACUGACUAUGCUGAUUUAGACUCCUACCAUGGUUCCCUGUCCACAGACAGGCAGGGUGGCCGCAGUAAUGGUGGUAGAUAUGACACAAUGGACUACGGUGAACUGCUGCGACAGGCACAGAAGAAAUCCUCCCGUGGCAAAAGAUGACAUGGCCUUUCUUCUCUGUAACUCAAGAGGUCAAAGAACUGUACCCCCUGCUCUCUAGGAUGGUGUUUCUGAGAGGUGCUCAAGUCAGAAUCCCCAAACACCAGGCUACUGAAGACCUGUGACCAACCACAUCAAAGUUGCAGAUACAUGUAGAUCGUUAGAUGUAAUAUAGAAGCAAUACAGACAAGCAAGCCAGUUUUCAGCUCUAAAUGAUCUGCACAAUGGUAUGCAACCGUCGCCAAGUCUCAAGGGAAAAGUCUUCUGCUAGUACAGUUGUAGCUGUCAAGUUAUCGUCACAGAUCUGGACAAAGUUGGCCAUGUGCAUCAUACUCAUCAUGACAUGACUCAUGGCUGUAGGCCAAAGGUAGAAUUUGAAUUCAGUUAAAGUGUUAACCAAAAUGCAGGUGUGAAAACAGGGAUCAUAGCUGCAGCUGAAUACCACACAAGGAAAUCUGUUGAACAGCUGGAGUUGUACAGUCUGAGGGGCUGACAAUUGUUACAUUAUCCAAGUCCAGUACACAAGAAAGGGGCUCACUGUAAAUAAGCUAUCAAGGAGAAGUUGUUACAUACGCAACUUGCCUUGAGGAGAAAGGGUGAUGGUGAAUAAGUGUGACUGAAACCUACAGAGAUUAUUCUGUAUUUCAAGUCUUUCAUGAUAACAGGACAAGAAAUAGCAAUUUUUUUCCUUGUCCUUAUUGCAUACAGAUGGGAGAAUUUCUACUAAUAAUAUGUUUCUCUGAGUUUUUUUAUGAUUCUAAUUUUGACUUUGUUGUCCAAUGUUAUUAUACAUAAAAAAGCAGUAUGUAAUACUAUGUAUUAUGUUAUGUCAUGUAUACUAUUAUAUAAUGUACAUGUUGAGGGAACCCUCUGAUACAUAAGGUACAGGGGUAGGCAGCAGGUAGAAGUAAGACCAAGCAUUGUUGUAAAUGCUUGACAUUUUGGUUUACCCUGCAUUGUUCGUACAUGUAGUAAAAGAUAAGAUUAACAUUCAGAUAAAGGUUUAAGACUGAUUUAUAAUGUGCCUUGUAUAGAAAAUACAUGAAAAAAUGAAGCAGCUACAGUAAAUGUAGGUUGAAUGGAACAGCUCGUGAAAGUUGGUGUCAAUUUGCUGAGAUCCCUUACGAGAAAACAGAGGCAGAGAAGGCAGCUUCAUGUCUGACAGUGUUCUUGUAAGUUAAAUGCUGCCUGACUUCAAGUAGCAGAAACAAGAGAAGUAAUUUGGCCCUCAUGAUCAGAGAUUACCUUCCAGCCGGUUUUGACCUAAUUAUUCUGAAGAAGUUGCUGGUGACUACUAGCUGUAGUUUCCAUGUUUUUCCUGGUAGGCUAACCCUGCUCUCUGCCUGUAGGCUAACAAUGUUGCCAGGUGCUAAUCUGUUGAUGUAGCUUGGCUCCUUGGAGUACUGAUGUCAUUAUUUUCUACCUAAGGUCUGGGCUGUCAGUCAGAUCUAAAGUUCAUAAUUUUUGUGGACUAUGGUAUUUCCUUGAAUCAACUUUUUUUUUGUCAUGUUCUUCAGCCGGAUACAAAUCUGCACAUCAAAUUAGUUUUACUACCUUACUAAAUGUAGUAUCCUUGGAAAUUUAAGGUUGUACCCUAGCCCAUCCCAAUCAUGUCUGAUGUAUGGAGGUCCAACUGGGAUGGGUAAUAUUAGUGAGAAAACAGAGAUACUGCAAAAUAACAGAGACUUAGUGAUAGAUAGUUCAACAUUAUUGUUUCACUAAUUGGUGACAAAUAUCCAUGUCUGAAUAAGAUACACAAGAUGUAUCCAAUGAAAUACCAGAGACACCAUUCCAGACCCAUGUCUCUGCAGUUUUAAACUACACCUUGAUUCAGUUUUGAUACUAAUUUCUUUUCUAAGUUGGAUGACUGAAGUUGGAAUAUAAAGUUUUCAUCUAUGCAUGCAUUUUGAUAAAAAGUCUUGAAUGAAGUUGGUUUUGAUUCUUUUGAGUGAUGAACUGAAAAGGUUGUAAUAUGCUGUAGUAUUGUACAAAAGAUGGUGGAUAGAUAAUCCUAUAUAGAUCAGCUAAACUGAUAGUUUACUUUUGUAAAGAGCUAUAGAGGAAUUAUGAGAUUGUAGCUACAGUGUAUAGUUACAACCGAUAUAGAAAAUAUUGCAUAUAUCUUGAGAAGUAAAAUGCAGUUGCAAGGCUGCUACAGUACUGGUGUAGCUUAACAGCUGUGUUUAGGAUGAGCAAAAUUUCACUUCAGUUGUAAACGGAAUUGGCUGAUGAACCUGUAGAGGCCAUUGCCAAAUAAAAGCGAUCUCUGGUUGACUU
Branchiostoma belcheri (Belcher's lancelet) is the source of this 6284-nucleotide messenger RNA. Its product is annotated as peroxisome proliferator-activated receptor gamma coactivator 1-alpha-like. Gene Ontology annotation, biological process: positive regulation of transcription by RNA polymerase II. Gene Ontology annotation, cellular component: nucleus. Bases 435 to 4010 code for a protein of 1191 amino acids. The record is from RefSeq and is a predicted model, not a curated record. Gene Ontology annotation, molecular function: RNA binding; transcription factor binding. The transcript has 13 exons. NCBI's taxonomy places the organism in Eukaryota, Metazoa, Chordata, Leptocardii, Amphioxiformes, Branchiostomatidae.